UUCCGCGAGGCGCAGAGCGGACGCACACCGCGCACAUUCGGCGUCCGCGGGCACGGCGAGGUGCGCCCUGCGCCGUCUCGGUGGUGUUUGCGAGUGUCGCUCGAGUUCGGUCCGUCGUCGUUUUCGACGUCGUUGAGCUAGAGAGAGAGAGAGAGAGAAAGAGAGAGUCCAUCCCCUCGGCUGCCUCCCUCGGGAUGCCGUUCAUAUCCAAGGACUGGCGCAGCCCGGGCGAGGAAUGGGUGAAGACGGUCGAGGGCUGGGAGAAGAAGAAGAUCCUUGAGUGCGCCAACAACAAAACCCUCUCGCUUCUCCUACGUGGCGAAAAAGAUGCCGGCGACAAGAAGGAGAAGGACAAGAAGAAAGAAAACGCCGUCCAACCACACUGUCACAUCACGCUGAAGUGUACACGCGAGAUCGCCGGCUUCAAUGGGCUGAGCGACGCCCUGAAGAGGCUGGAUUUCCUAUCCGCGGUGCACGACUGCCGUCGAUUCAAUUACAUAGUCCGUCUCCUGGAUCUCCUGGUCAGUCACAGGAUGGGCGGCCUCAGCGGUUGCGCUCAGAGAGUGCUUUUCAAUAUGCUCGAGGAAGUCGCUCUGGAAGUGUCACUGUCGCAACAGCAGACGGGAAGACUCCGACGUCUUAUAGAGAGAGUUCGGGCCUUCAGCGCUGGCUGCUGCUGGGGCGGUAGACCUUUGGGCUCCGUUAUCCUCUGGGAGAAGCAUAAAGCGGCACUGGAGAGAAUCCUGCAGAUCGCCUCGUCAAUCACCAUCACCCAGCCGGACGAGGAGCAGCAGCCCCAGUGGUCGGACCUGCCGCCCGAGUGCCGUCGGGAGAUCCUCUUACGCCUGAGCGAUCCUCGGGACAUCGAGGCCUCGUCCGAGGCGUGCGAACAUCUUGCCGUUCUGGCGCAGGAGCAGCGAAUCUGGCGCGAGCUCGCCCAGUAUCAUUUCACGCCGCAGCAAAUUGCCACCACCAGACAGAAUAAUCCGGGGAAAGACUGGAAAGCCAUAUUCACCAUCGCUCGGAGGUCGUUCGGAUUACGGGAGGAGUACGCCGAAAUGAUACAGCUGUGCCGCAAUUGCCGUUGCCUGUUCUGGCGGUCCCUGGGCCAUCCGUGCAUCGCCGAUCAGGACCCGGCGUUUCAGGAGAAGCUGGCGGACGUCGACCAGGCGUCGCUCCACGUGCCGAUCCCUCCGCAGACCUUCCUGAAAUUUUUCUCGCUGUGAAAGCUUUCGCGACGCGUACCGCGUAUCGUGAGAGCGCGCGUAAGGAUGCGUGGUGUGUAAACGUGCGGGGGGAAAAAAGAGCGGCGACGCGUAACCGCCGCUGUUGCGAAUGAUUGUUUUAAUCUCGACGAAUGCUGCGUGCGUGUGGGGAGAAUAUAAUAGAAUUUAAAGAUGUUGCCGCUGCACUUAGAGAGACUUUAAAGGCGUUACCUUCUGAAAAGUAUAUACAUAUAUAUAUAUAUUUAACUCGAGAUACAUUCUCUCUCUGUUCUCUCAAUAUACCGUAUGAACCUGAAAGGGAUUAGAUAUCGGUGCUUAGGGAUACGUCCUUUGUGGAAAUUCGACGCCGACCUUAAAACGAAUAUUCCGGAGGCCUACUCAUAUCCGACGAAACGAGCUUGAAAUACACUUAAGAGCCUCAAAAGCCGCCCAGGAAAACACAAAGACACGUGCCUGCCACAAAACGCCACCCGAUGCGCGGAUCACUAACUUCUCAAGUGCUAACUUCUAAUUGCUUCAUAAAUGCAACAACUCGAGUUUCGUUCGGCGGAAAAGCCGAUUCCGAGCUCUUUCUCUGGCCGUGAUAUUAAGUGAUAUUCCCUGACUGAUUUCCACCUCAUCAGGCUCAUUCUGUAUCUUGAUCGAGUGCAAUUGGUAAUUUUUUCUUUUUUCUGGUCAACGGGAUCUCCCGUGUAACACGAGAUCCCUGGAUCUGGUUUCCUUUGCUUCGAGAUUCCUGUGGCGUGGAUACGUUCGCGCAAGGAAAGGCACAAAAGUAAUCCUUCUUUGAUUUUGGUGAGCUUUUAACAUGUUUUGUAUUCGAGAUAUGGGACACGUAUUUUUUUUUCUAUACGUGUCCAUACUUUUAAGAGGUGAAACACUCCUGUGAAACAAAAUUGAUUAUUUUCUUUCGAAGCGAAUAUACUUUGAAACUGUUAAAGAUGGAAAAAAUAUUUUCAAUAAAAAAGUCGAAUGGUUUCAAGAGUACUUUAUAAUAAUAAUACAGAAUUUCUUUUUGAAUUUGUAAAAAUCUCUUUUUGGGCAAAAAGAUUUAAAAAGAAUUCUUUUUCGUCAUAAAGUACUCUUGAAACGAACUUUAUUUAAACUUCAACUUUUUCAAAAAUGUUUAAAAAAUCUUUUAUAACUUAGACGAUAUUCGCUUCGAAAGAGAAUAACGGAUUUUCUUUUAAAGGGAUGUUUCACCCCCUAAAAGUGAGCACAUAGAGAAAAAUAACAUGUUUUAAUCUCGAAUACAAUAUAUUAAAAGUAUAAAAUCGAAGGGGGAGACACUUCCGGCCUUUCCCAGCAAGAAUGAUAAAGAAAAGGAUAUUUCCAUUAUCCUUCGAGUUACGGUUGUAGAAUAGAUACUAGUCGUGUAACGAUGUUAUUUGCGGUGAAAAGGAAAAAGAGAAAAAAAAAGUCGUCGCGCGCCCGUUCAGAAAGAUCGCAAGGAUGAUUACAAUCGAUUUACACCGGCAUGCUGUCGGUAUUAUUCCAAGUCGACAAAUGACUACGUGUGAUUAUGCGGUAGCACCCCUCGAGGUAUCGUCUUCGCUGAUAAUAGUAUCAGUCUUCGCAGAUUCGUUAAAAAAACGCUGACGCGAAAUCUCGAGGCAGAUUCGGCAUUUUGCAGCGAGAGCCACUUCUUUCGUUACCUGGAACGAGCUCGAUUCUAAUUUAAAAGAGGCGAGGAGGGGGGGGGGGAAGAGAAGGGAAUUUUUAAUUUGCUAUCGCUCGCGAUGAAAGCGCUCUAGAUGUCAAAUUACUUUUUUCGUAUACGAUCUCAACGAAGACAAUCGAGGAUUAUCCUCAUCUUCCGUCAUUACAGAGGUCAUUUCGCCGACGGUUAAGACGGAUGCGACGCGUGGAGAAGUAAAGGGAUAAAAUAGAAAGGGUCGUUUGUACCGCUUGAAGCAUUUUUAAAAUGCGACGCGUAUACUUCUCGGUGCAAUAGAGAAACGCCGUUUCUCAAGACGCUGUUUUUUUUUUUCCUAGCGUAUUUCCAACGCUCUUCGCGGCUCCGUCGCAUUUCGUAUUUGCAUUUGGAUCAACUGUGACAAUUGCUGAAUUCUCUGCAUUUGUGUAUUAUAGUUUUACUCUCUCUCCAACUGGGGCGGAACGUAUAUAUAUAUAAGUACGUUCCAUAUAUCUCACGCCGAAAGACGUGUGUGUUGCGCGUCGACUUUAAUUCAUAAACGCGAAGGCUGCUGUCUUUUAUGUGCAAUAUUUUUCUAUUCUCUACUUCUACUUUUACUUCGCGGCGACGUAACGAGAUACACAAGUUCCCUCGGUCCAAUCUCCGUCGCGGGAGGGGAGGCUUCUCUGCGUCGAAGCUGCGCGUUGCUUAUAAUUGCGAGUUUCCACGGGGAGGGGGACAGCUCGACCGGGUCGUCCGACGAGCGUUGCGUCGACGAGCGUGUAUACAUUAGCUAAAACUGUACAAAGUACAAAAAACGUGAACCAUCAAUUAUAUAUAUACAUAUAUUGCGCGGGGAAAACAGACGCGGACGGCGCGGGCACCUGCGCGCGGGGUGGUCCUGGCCGUCGCCUAUACAGGGUGAAUCGUAGGCUGAAGCAAUACCAGAGAGAUGACAGCUGGCGUGCGCCUGAAACUUUCGGUGUUCCGUAUGUUCGUUUUUAUUGCGAGGUCCUACAUUUUUGCAUUAUUAUAAAUAUAAAUAUAUACUUAUCGCGCCCGCGCGUGCUCGUGUAUACGUUCACAUUCGUUCGAGCUGUGUGUUAAAAUUAAGCCGCGCGCCGACGGGAUUUCCGAGGAAGACCUAAGUUACGAUACAUAAUUAUUAAUUAAUAUAUAUAUAUAUAAAUGUGUAUAAUAUUUAAUAAGCGAAAAGGGAAAACAGAAAUUGCACUGCUGUACCUAAAUCGGAUAAUGAAAAAUCAUACUGCCAAUCGUAAAGCCGCGCGGAUGCUAUUGCAUUUACACAAGAGCGAGAGAGAAAGAGAAAAGAGAGAGACAUUUACGACGUUUGUGCAAAACCUUUUUCCGCGUAGCGAUCGACGAGACGUUUUUUUUUUUAUAUUCGCCGUUUUAUUAUUACGUAUAGCCGAAACUCUUGCAAAUCGCUGCAUGACUUAAGAGACGUAUACUAACCUAGUCACUGUGUUAUAAAGGGACGAAAAAUCGCGCGUCGGUCGAGCGCGACUCGCUGGAAGGGACAACUAUGUGUGGCGACGAGCUCCGAGAGAGAGAGAGAGAGAGACGAGAAUCAUCUGUGGCAGCUCAUACUGUGUAUGUACAUUAAUAAUUCAACGAACUUGGUCUCUGUAAGGUAUAUGUAUAUAUAAAUAAUAUAUGACUAUAUCGAGGCGGAUCUUGCGACCGGGGAUUAUUUUACUUACGUAAGCCAGAUGUGUAGAGCAGUGUUGUGCAAAAUAUGCUUCAAAAUAAACUUUAUUUAAAUAUA
Messenger RNA from Wasmannia auropunctata (little fire ant), 4651 nucleotides. RefSeq names its product F-box only protein 32. Gene Ontology annotation, molecular function: protein binding. The transcript is spliced from 7 exons. Gene Ontology annotation, biological process: protein ubiquitination. Gene Ontology annotation, cellular component: SCF ubiquitin ligase complex; nucleus; cytoplasm. The record is from RefSeq and is a predicted model, not a curated record. Lineage: Eukaryota; Metazoa; Arthropoda; Insecta; Hymenoptera; Formicidae. Bases 195 to 1226 code for a protein of 343 amino acids.